Molecule: messenger RNA, 1162 nt
Organism: Panonychus citri (citrus red mite)
Lineage: Eukaryota; Metazoa; Arthropoda; Arachnida; Trombidiformes; Tetranychidae
Exons: 2
Coding region: 74-943 (289 amino acids)
Source: RefSeq, a predicted model, not a curated record
UUUUAAUCAUUUCGUUUUAAUCUCAUUCUGUGCUCUUUUCAUUGACAAUCUAGUGGAUUUAAUUUAGUUAAAAAUGACCAUUGGUAAAUUGUGCUUUCUUUUGGUAACCAGUUUAAUUCUGGUCUCUGGGCAAUCUUACAAUUUAAAACCAGAAUUCAAAUUAAUCGGACCUGAUGAAUUAACCGCUUUUCUAGUUGAUAGACUCGGUGGUCAAGUUAGUUGGAAUCUAACAAAUUGGGAUAAACGAUCAGAUUCAGAGGUGAAGGAUAUUUUUGCGAAACACAGUUUAUCUCAAAUUAAUCCAGUUCCUUGUCUCGAAGUUAAUUGUAAGAAAAAGUACAUUCAAGCCUCCGAAGGUACAGGAAAUAUAAGCUCGAACCUUUCGGACGGUAACCAGACCACCGAUGCCACAAGUCAGAUUAACGCGAACUCAUUGUUUCAAUUGUUCUUGGAGAGGGAUAGUAAAGAGGAAGCCCAUUGUUUAGUGGCCUCCGUCAACAGUACCUUUGCCAACGAAGGGCAAGAUUUCAAGUACACGGUUUCGAAAAGCGUUUCCUAUGGAGGUGGAGUUCGAUUGAGACCAUUAAUGGAUCCAAAGGAGGAAAAUCCCGAAAAUGCUCCUCGUCAAAUGGAAGUCGAUGAAAAUGGUCAAGUUCAGUUACACAUAAUUCGAGCUACAAGCAAAUCGAAACUCGAAGAGUCAACUGAUUCCGAAAAUUAUUCUGAACGAUUAAUUAAAAGAAACGAGGUUUCUGCCACCGUGGUCACUUUUGAUACAGAAAAUUGUCACAAUUCCGUUGAAAAUGUCGAAUGUGACACUUUGGCUCGAGUUUAUCAUCACAUUAAGUCAACCAGUGAACGGAAAGUGACCUACAAAGAUAAAAGUAAAAGCUAUAAAACCGAAAGCUAUGGAACCAUAAUCACUAUCGUUAAAAAAGCUUGAUUGCCACAAUUUAGUGAAGGAAACAAUUAAAAAUUCUGUCCAUUAUGAUUAUAAUUACGAGUAUUACAUUGUAUCAUUGGAGGAAAAUUAAAUCAUUUGUUUCAUCAAGAAACAAUUAACAGGCUGGAUAAGUGCAAUUAACAAAUAUUUACACAUUAAUGUAAUCAGAAAAUUAAUUAUAAUCUUUGAAAACAAUUAAUAAAUUACAAUAAAUAUAAA